AUGACUGGUCCUUUGCCUCACAAGGCUCGCCGCAGGGGGCCUAAGAAGCCGUCGCCUACUUCGUCCCAGACGACCAUCGUCAACGUCACGUCGUCCACCAAGGGCGAUGCUGUGGCCAAAGCGCCGCUGUUCCCGCUGGCCUCUUUCAUGUGGGCUGCGCGUGGCUCGGCUUCCGAAUGGGAGGUCCUGCCUCUGAUCCUCAUGGUUGUCGGCCUCUUCAGGUGGGCUGCUGGUCUUUGGGGCUACUCUGGCUACCACAGGGGCCCUGUGUUCGGCGACUACGAAGCGCAAAGGAACUGGAUGGAAGUGACGACGCAGGUCCCCGUCUCGCAAUGGUACUUCCAUGAUCUGCAACACUGGGGGCUGGACUACCCUCCCCUGACGGCAUACCACAGCUGGGUCUGCGGCCAGAUCGGGUCUCUGAUCAACCCCGUCUGGUUCACUCUCUACGUCUCGAGGGGUUCUGACGACCCCGCUCUGAAGAUAUUCAUGCGCGCCACGGUCAUUGUGUCCGAGUACCUCGUCUACAUCCCAGCCGCCGUUGUCUUUGUGAGGAGGUUCAGCAGGUUCAACGGUGUCUCCAACUGGUCUGCCUCGCUUGCGCUGGUCGCCUUCCUGAUGCAGCCGUCGACGAUACUCAUCGACCACGUGCAUUUCCAGUACAACACGGUCAUGCUGGGUUUCGUCCUCGCAAGCAUGUCCAGCAUGGUCGCCGGCCGCUACAUGUGGUCCGCCGUCUUCUUCGUCGCAGCCCUUGGCUUCAAGCAAAUGGCCCUCUACUAUGCCUUUUCCGUCUUCUCCUAUCUCCUGGGAAGCUGCGUCUUCCCCAAGGUCAACGUCGGCCGCCUGUUCGGCAUCGCCUUGGUCACCGUCGUUUCUUUCGCCAUACUCAUCCUUCCCCUCGUCCUGGGCACCCUCUACGACGUGCGCAGAGGCAUCGACUCGCGUCCUAACAUUGAUGGCCCGCCUCCCCCGCUACCCCUGUUUCCCCACCUCGCCGAAAAGCUCGACACCGACGCCUUCUACUACCCUCUCGUCGAGCAGCUCCUUCAGAUGGUGCACCGCAUCUUCCCCUUUGCGCGCGGCCUCUUCGAGGACAAGGUUGCCAACUUCUGGUGCGCCCUCAACGUCGUGGUCAAGCUGCGCAACUUUGCCCCCGAACUGCAGCAAAGGGCCGCGCUGGCGUUGACGCUGGCAUCCAUCAUCCCAGCCAACCUUGUCCUCUUCUUCCGCCCUCGCAAGCACCUGUUGCCCCUCGGCUUCGCGGCGACCGCAUGGGGCUUCUUCCUUUUCAGCUUCCAGGUCCACGAGAAGAGCGUUCUUCUGCCGCUCAUGCCCAUGACUCUGCUCCUCGCCGGCAAGCAGGGUCUCUCAAGGGACACACGCGCUUGGGUCGGCUUUGCCAACAUUUUGGGUGCUUGGACCAUGUUUCCCCUUCUCCAGCGCGUUGAUCUCCGCGUUCCGUACGCCGUCCUGACCCUGCUCUGGGCCUACCUGCUCGGCCUCCCGCCGACAUCGCUGAGCGCAUACUUCCAGGAGGGCCAGUCAGCCUGGGUCCAGUGGGGAACAGCCCUGGUGCAUGGCGUCUUCUACGUCGCCAUGGCGGCCUGGCACGUCGUCGAGGCGACGGUGCGCCCCCCGAUCGACAAGCCUGACCUUUGGGCUGUCGCCAACGUUGGCGUCGGCUGCGUCGGCUUUGGUCUGUGCUAUCUGUGGUGCAUGUGGCAGCUUUUCGCGCAAAGCGGGCAGCUACCUGUCAAGGCUAGCAGCAAGUCGAAGAAAAAGUCGUACUGA
Molecule: messenger RNA, 1794 nt
Organism: Verticillium dahliae VdLs.17
Lineage: Eukaryota; Fungi; Ascomycota; Sordariomycetes; Glomerellales; Plectosphaerellaceae
Product: dolichyl pyrophosphate Man9GlcNAc2 alpha-1,3-glucosyltransferase
Exons: 2
Coding region: 1-1794 (597 amino acids)
Biological process (GO): protein N-linked glycosylation
Cellular component (GO): endoplasmic reticulum membrane
Molecular function (GO): dolichyl pyrophosphate Man9GlcNAc2 alpha-1,3-glucosyltransferase activity
Source: RefSeq, a predicted model, not a curated record